Messenger RNA from Miscanthus lutarioriparius, 1452 nucleotides. The record is from the annotation of a GenBank genome assembly. Lineage: Eukaryota; Viridiplantae; Streptophyta; Magnoliopsida; Poales; Poaceae.
AUGGGGACCAAAAUCGCUAGCACCACCUCGUGUUCAUCCCCCUCCACAACUGAGUCUGACCACCAUGGUGGUGGCGGGCACAUCUUGGUCCUGCCGUACCCGGGAUUGCAGGGCCAUACCAACCCGAUGCUCCAGUUUGGCCGCCGCCUCGCCUACCACGGUCUCCGCCCCACCCUCGUCACCUCGCGGUACGUGCUCUCCACCACCCCGCCCCCAGGUGAGCCCUUCAGGGUGGCCGCCAUCUCUGACGGCUUCGACGAUGGCGGCGUAUCAUCCUGCUCUGACCCCGCCGAGUAUUGGCGCCAUCUUGAGGCCGUCGGCUCGGAGACGCUAGCGGAGCUGAUCCGCUCCGAGGCCGCUGAGGGGCGGCCCGUGCGCGUGCUGGUCUACGACCCGCUCCUGCCGUGGGCGCGGCGGGUGGCACAGGCUGCCGGGGUGGCAGCACCGGCGUUCCUGUCGCAGCCAUGCUCCGUCGACGUCGUCUACGGGGAGGUGUGGGCGGGGCAGCUGCCGCUGCCGGUGGUGGACGGGAAAGAGCUGUUUGCACGAGGGCUGCUAGGUGUCGAGCUCGGGCCCGACGACAUGCCGCCAUUCGUGGUGAAGCCGGACUGGUGCCCUUUGUUCCAUCGGGCGUCGCUGCGGCAAUUCAAGGGGAUGGAGGACGCCGAUGACGUGCUCGUCAACUCAUUCCACGAGAUCGAACCCAAGGAGGCAGAUUAUAUGGCACUAACAUGGCGCGCAAAGAUAAUAGGCCCAACGUUGCCAUCAUUUUAUCUUGAUGAUGACCGUUUGCCGUUGAACAAGACUUAUGGUUUCAACCUCUUCAACAGCAGCGAGUCAUGUCUGGCUUGGCUUGACAAGCAGCUUCCAUGUUCUGUGGUUCUUGUAUCCUAUGGUACUGUCUCUGAUUAUGACGAAGCACAGUUAGAAGAGCUUGGCAGUGGAUUGUACAAUUCUGGCAAACCAUUCAUUUGGGUUGUGAGGUCAAAUGAAGAACACAAGCUGUCCAAUGAACUCCGUGACAAGUGCAAGGAAUGCGGCCUUAUUGUUUCUUGGUGCCCUCAGCUCGAAGUUCUAGCACAUAAAGCCACAGGUUGUUUCUUCACACAUUGUGGAUGGAACUCGACACUAGAAGCAAUUGCUAAUGCUGUGCCAAUGGUGGCAAUACCACAGUGGGCAGACCAGCCGACCAUAUCAAAAUACAUGGAGAGCAUGUGGGGCUUGGGUGUCCGGGUGCGCAGAGAUGAGAAAGGCUUGGUGACGAGGGACGAAGUGGAAAAGUGCAUCAAGGAUGUUAUGGAUGGGGAUAGAAAGGAUAAGUAUAGGAUGAAUGCCACUAUGUGGAUGCAAAAGGCCAAGGAAGCCAUGCAGAAUGGAGGGAGCUCGGACAAGAAUAUUACUGAAUUCGCAGCAAAGUAUUCAUCAAAUAAGUUUUCAAAGAUAGUGCAUUAG